AAACAAACUUCAACAAAAAAAUGAUCCGAAUUCGUUACUUUCCCCGUACCUCUGAGUAACUUCAAAACAAAUUCUUGUCUCAGCCUGUAUUAAAAAUAUUAAAUUAUGGGUACACCUCAAAGAAUACAAACAUAUAUGGAGAAACAUAGACUAACACCUUUGUUUGAGGAAAUGAUGAACAAGGUGCUACAUGAACAGCCAGAAGAUCCUUAUCUCUAUUUGAUUAAAGUUUUAUACAGAAAGGCUGGACUGGAUAUACCUGCUGAUAUCAGACUUGGUGCUGUGAGGAAAAGUUCUCCUGAAAGAUUGGGAAGAAGAACAAAGAGUCCAGAACCCAGCAGAAAAUCCAACACCUGGGCAGCAUCAGGAACAGAUGAUAGAGGUUAUAAUAAGCCAUGGUUGACACACAGCAAAAAACCCAAACCAAAGAGUCCAGAUGAACCAGAACAUGCAAGACCAGCAGUGACUUCUCCAAAGUCUAAUAGAGUGCAUAGUGCUCGCCCACAUACUGCACAAACCUCUUCAUCACCCAGAUCACAAGCACAACAAACAUUGGCCUCACCUAGAUCACAUGUAAAGCAAACACAUUCUUCACCCAGAACAAUGUCAGAGUCACUGCCUUUAAGCUUUGAUGAUCUUUUGAAAGUGACUCCAAUUUCGCCAGGACGUAGACAAAAGCAAGGGUGGAAUGCAGACAACAAAGUUGCCGCCACCAGUUUUGAUGACCUUUUUGAAGGUCAGACCAAAUCAGAAGAAUCCAAAGGUCACAGACGAACAGAGACAUCUAAAGAUACAAGAACAGCUUGGGCUUCCUCAGGACUAGGGGAUGAUGACAUAUUUAGAAGUAGCAAUUAUAAAGGACCAAGGCCUUCAAGAACAGAGGAAGAUCCAUUAGCUGGAGAAUUAAUGAAUUGUAAAGAAACGGUCAAACAAAAUACAAAUGCAGAUAUGAAUAGUACUGGACAUGUGCGUGGACCAAAAAUAGAAUCCAAAAAACAUAGACAGGAACUGAACCAAUAUCUUCAAGAAAAAGACAAGCAUUCUGAUGAUUCUGGUUAUCUAGAUGAACAGGAGGAAGAGGAUGAUGCUAUUGAAUUGUUAGAGGAUGCUGAUGAUUUAAGAAGAGAAGGUGUGACCAAUAUACCAAAAUCAGGCUACAAACUAAGUAAGAUUUUAAGACAAAGACAUGAAGAUGCAAAUGUUAAACUUAAUAUAAAUCUUAAUUAUGCUGAUAUUCGCCCCCAGUACAGUUUUACCGAUGACAGAUAUAAUAGACAACCAAAUAAUGGCAGUCCUUAUGAUUCUGAUCCAGAUGAAAGACCAAACACAGGUAUGUCUGGUUACCAACCAUCCCCAGGAGACAGCGAAGACGAUGAAUUUGAAAGUGUAUCACAAGUUACUGGCCCUAGGAGACCUGUCUGGAAUGUAAUGGAUUCCGAUGGUGAAACUUACAACCCAAAAAUGUCAAGGACAUUGCCUGAGCCUACAAGGUCAAGGAAAUCUAACAGUCAGAGCAGGAAGUUAGCAGCUACAGUACCAGUAAGGUUUGAUGACACACCAUACCCAUCCAGGUCUGUAGAGAGUGCAGAUUCCUUUCUACAAGGGAGAGAAACCUGGUCAGGGAGAACAACAGAACCUCAGGAUGAAGAAGUAACUGUACGAGGGUCAGUAAGGUCAGAGUCAGGUGGAUGGCAGCUACCCAGAUAUGAAUCUGAUACCAGUCUGGCUGAAUGGCAAUAUGAAGGAAAACUAAAGAAAAACCCCCCUCCAAAAGCAUACUAAAUUUGGGAUAAAGUAGUGUACGGAAUUGAACUUUGAACAAACAUACUCCAAUGGUUCCAGAUUUAGCUAUAUAUAGCUUUAGGAUAGAGACAUAAUAUAUUGUAUUACUUGAUUAAUUUCCAUGGCUUCAGUUUUCCAUGGAAGUAACGUGUUGUGGAUACGCAAUUGCUCUGGAGAGCUUUUUUAUUCUAUAAAAAAAAAACACUCUAAGACAC
Mytilus trossulus (common blue mussel) is the source of this 1997-nucleotide messenger RNA. RefSeq lists its product as uncharacterized. The transcript has 20 exons. The record is from RefSeq and is a predicted model, not a curated record. Lineage: Eukaryota; Metazoa; Mollusca; Bivalvia; Mytilida; Mytilidae. Bases 106 to 1782 code for a protein of 558 amino acids.